AUGGCUUUGGAGUCGCGUCUGAGAAUUAGCAGCGUGUCCCAAUGCGGCAGCCUUGGAUACAGUUCCCGCGGAGCCAUUCGGCGCGUUCCUGGCUUUCCCGCCCGGUGUUUCGAUCCUUCGCCCCCCCUGCUCUCCCCUGCUCCUUUUCUAUUCCUCUCGCCUCUUCGACCGAGCCUUUCCUCUCCCAUCCGCCCGCUCUCGUUCCCAUUCCACACGACGUUGUCCAUGUUUUCCAGCCUCAGCCCCCGUCUCCCCGUGCCCGCGCCCGCCGCUCAUUAUUGCACACUUGCCAAUCGACAGACACGGAGAACGCGCAUGUCGCAGGCUAGGAGCGCCCGUCCGCUUCUUCUACACCAGCCUGCCGGCUCCCCCAAGCGCCCACGCACGAUCCCACUUGGUUCCUUCGCGCAACCCGCUUGCAGCGCCUCACGCAAUCCGGGAGACGAUCAUAUCACUGCAUCAUCGCAUAUCCUCGUAUUCACGCUCCCAAAGUCUGAUUCCGCUUCUCCUCACCGCCUCGCCUCUCCCGACGGCCCGUUCAUCUCGCUAUCGCCGCACUCUGCCCUCAACGCUACUGCGCGGUGGGGACAUCCGGAGACCGUGCAAUCCGCCAUUCCGCCGAGUUCAUAUUCGUCUGACAAAAUCGACGCUGUCGACGGCGAGCGGCAGGCCACCACGGUCCUCAGAUAA
Heterobasidion irregulare TC 32-1 is the source of this 690-nucleotide messenger RNA. RefSeq lists its product as uncharacterized. The transcript is spliced from 3 exons. Bases 1 to 690 code for a protein of 229 amino acids. The record is from RefSeq and is a predicted model, not a curated record. Lineage: Eukaryota; Fungi; Basidiomycota; Agaricomycetes; Russulales; Bondarzewiaceae.